UUAGACAACUGGCCUGGUAACCAUCUGCAGCCACCAGAAGCAAAGUUGACAUUUCUGCAUCACUCUCCCCAGAAGUGUCACUUGCGUACUUCUGGGACAUGCACUCUCACUGAGGAACAGACACACGGGGGCAGAGGAGGGAGCUGAAGGCACGCCGAAGUUGGGGAACUUGGAAGAUUUUUCUUUUUCCCCAUCCCCCACUUCACAACAGACCACAUCUUGACUCAUAUGGUUGAAAGAAAACUCUUUCAGUUAUUUGAUAUUCAGGAAACCUCCAGGAGACCAUAACUUAGUUUUUGAGGCAGCCUCCCUCUCUCCCUUUGCUAAGCAAACACACACACACACACACACACAUUCUCUCUCUCUCACACACACUCACACACGGCUCUACAUCAUGGUGGUUCAGGCUGCAGUGGCUCCGAAUAGAACCCAGAGACUUUUACUGAAAAUUCCUUAUGGAUCUCUGAGAAGACGCAGCGUGGAGAGGAUGACGGAGGGCCGUCGAUGUCAAGUACAUCUUCUUGAUGACAGGAAGCUGGAACUCCUCGUACAGCCCAAGCUUUUGGCUAAAGAGCUUCUUGAUCUCGUGGCCUCUCACUUCAAUCUGAAGGAAAAGGAAUACUUUGGAAUAGCCUUCACAGAUGAGACGGGACACUUGAACUGGCUCCAGCUAGACCGAAGAGUAUUGGAACAUGACUUCCCCAAGAAGUCGGGCCCGGUGGUUUUAUACUUUUGUGUCAGGUUCUAUAUCGAGAGCAUUUCGUACCUAAAGGACAACGCUACAAUAGAGCUCUUCUUUCUGAAUGCUAAGUCCUGUAUCUACAAGGAGCUGAUUGAUGUUGACAGUGAAGUGGUGUUUGAAUUAGCCUCCUAUAUUUUACAGGAGGCAAAAGGGGAUUUUUCUAGCAAUGAAGUGGUGAGGAGUGACUUGAAGAAACUGCCAGCGCUUCCCACCCAGGCCCUGAAGGAGCACCCUUCCCUGGCCUACUGUGAAGACCGAGUAAUUGAACACUACAAGAAACUGAAUGGCCAGACCAGAGGUCAAGCAAUUGUCAACUACAUGAGUAUCGUGGAGUCUCUUCCAACCUAUGGGGUUCACUAUUACGCAGUGAAGGACAAGCAGGGAAUACCGUGGUGGCUGGGACUGAGCUACAAAGGCAUCUUCCAGUACGACUACCAUGAUAAGGUGAAGCCCAGGAAGAUAUUCCAAUGGAGACAGUUGGAAAACCUGUAUUUCAGAGAAAAGAAGUUUUCUGUGGAAGUGCAUGACCCGCGCAGGGCAUCAGUGACAAGGAGGACAUUUGGACACAGUGGCAUAGCGGUACAUACGUGGUACGCGUGUCCAGCAUUAAUCAAGUCCAUCUGGGCUAUGGCCAUCAGCCAACACCAGUUCUAUCUGGACAGGAAGCAGAGUAAGUCUAAAAUCCAUGCUGCGCGAAGUCUGAGCGAGAUCGCCAUUGACCUGACAGAGACAGGAACCCUGAAGACCUCCAAGCUGGCCAACAUGGGGAGCAAGGGGAAGAUCAUCAGCGGCAGCAGCGGGAGUCUCCUGUCCUCAGGUUCUCAGGAAUCAGAUAGCUCUCAGUCGGCCAAGAAAGACAUGCUGGCCGCCUUGAAAUCCAGGCAGGAAGCUCUGGAGGAAACACUUCGCCAGCGGCUGGAGGAGCUGAAGAAACUGUGCCUCCGAGAAGCGGAACUGACAGGCAAGCUGCCCGAUGAGUAUCCCCUGGACCCAGGGGAAGAGCCACCCAUUGUUCGAAGAAGAAUAGGAACGGCCUUCAAACUGGAUGAACAGAAAAUCCUGCCCAAAGGAGAGGAAGCUGAGCUGGAACGCCUGGAACGAGAGUUCGCUAUUCAAUCCCAGAUCACGGAAGCUGCGCGUCGGCUAGCCAGUGACCCGAAUGUCAGCAAAAAACUCAAGAAACAAAGGAAAACCUCUUAUCUGAAUGCACUGAAGAAGCUGCAGGAGAUCGAAAAUGCCAUCAAUGAGAACCGCAUCAAGUCUGGAAAGAAACCCACCCAGAGGGCUUCGCUGAUCAUUGAUGAUGGAAAUAUUGCCAGUGAAGACAGCUCCCUCUCAGAUGCCCUUGUUCUAGAAGACGAAGACUCUCAGGUCACCAGCACACUGUCCCCCUUACAGUCUCCACACAAAGGACUCCCUCCUCGGCCACCAUCGCACAACAGGCCCCCUCCGCCCCAGUCGCUGGAGGGACUCAGACAGAUGCACUAUCACCGCAACGACUAUGACAAGUCACCUAUAAAGCCCAAAAUGUGGAGCGAGUCCUCCUUAGAUGAGCCUUAUGAGAAGGUCAAGAAACGUUCCUCCCACAGUCAUUCCAGUAGCCACAAGCGUUUCCCCAGCACGGGCAGCUGUGCCGAAGCAGGAGGGGGAAGCAGCUCCCUGCAGAACAGUCCCAUCCGUGGCCUCCCCCACUGGAACUCCCAGUCCAGCAUGCCGUCCACACCAGACCUGCGGGUCCGGAGUCCCCACUACGUUCAUUCCACGAGAUCGGUGGACAUCAGCCCCACGCGACUGCACAGCCUUGCACUGCACUUUAGGCACCGGAGCUCCAGCUUGGAAUCCCAGGGCAAGCUCCUGGGCUCCGAGAAUGACACUGGGAGCCCCGACUUCUACACCCCACGGACUCGUAGCAGCAACGGCUCCGACCCCAUGGACGACUGUUCCUCCUGCACCAGCCACUCCAGCUCGGAGCACUACUACCCCGCGCAGAUGAACGCCAACUACUCCACGCUGGCGGAGGACUCGCCGUCCAAAGCGCGCGCGCGGCAGCGGCAACGCCAGCGGGCGGCGGGCACUCUGGGAGCGGCGAACUCGGGCAGCAUGCCCAACCUGGCGGCGCGCGGCGGCGGCGCGCACGGGGUGUACCUGCACAGCCAGAGCCAGCCGAGCUCGCAGUACCGCAUCAAGGAGUACCCGCUGUACAUCGAGGGCAGCGCCACGCCGGUGGUGGUGCGCAGCCUGGAGAGCGACCAGGAGGGCCACUACAGCGUCAAGGCGCAGUUCAAGACCUCCAACUCUUACACGGCCGGCGGCCUCUUCAGGGAGAGCUGGCGCAGCGGCGACGAGGGCGACGGGGGCCGGCUGACGCCAUCGCGCUCGCAGAUCCUGCGGACUCCGUCGCUGGGCCGAGAGGGCGCCCACGACAAGGGCGCGGGUCGAGCCGCCGUGUCGGACGAGCUGCGCCAGUGGUACCAGCGCUCCACGGCCUCGCACAAGGAGCACAGCCGCCUGUCACACACCAGCUCCACCUCCUCUGACAGCGGCUCCCAGUACAGCACCUCCUCCCAGAGCACCUUCGUGGCACACAGCAGGGUUACCAGGAUGCCCCAGAUGUGCAAAGCCACGUCAGCUGCCUUACCUCAAAGCCAGAGAAGCUCAACACCGUCAAGUGAAAUUGGAGCGACCCCCCCAAGCAGUCCCCACCACAUCCUAACCUGGCAGACUGGGAGCUACAGUGAUAGCUGUUUCCUGGAUUCCUCCCUCUAUCCAGAACUAGCUGACGUCCAGUGGUACGGGCAGGAAAAAGCCAAGCCCGGGACCCUCGUGUGAGCCUGCCGGCCUCAAUCUGACCGCCUCAACGCCAUUCUGAGAUCACCUCACUGCCUCUCAUUUGCCUUACCCAGACGCACUGUCUCCCUGCACCAGCUUCAGCCCUCAGCACUUUUUUUCUCCCGUCUCCGCAUCCCCUUACCCUCAAAAACCUGACUGAGGAGACAUCCUGGAAGGUUCCGGUCCCACUGUGUGUCCCCUGUCUCUCUCACUCACAGAGAGCCAGGCAACAAUCCUCAAAGGCACCUUGGUGGCUUCCCCCUGCCAUGACAGCCCCCAGCCAGGAACCAUCAGGGAAGCUGGCAGGCAUCAAAUACCUGUGGACAAGUGGCAUUGGCAGAGAACAGAAAAGGGGACUUAAAUACAGGGUGAUCCAGAAAGACUAUUCAUCUGUGGCCAGCCUGCCACCUUAGGCCAGCCAAGCACUUAGUGAAGAGGAUGCCUCUCUGGGAUAUUCAGUUUACACCUGAAAUAUUCCCUAAGGGAGGGGCUGUUGGGGUAGGGGGCAGAAUGAAAAAGGAAGCUUAACACAUCAGAGAUGCAUCAGAGGAUCACAAUCAGUUCUAUGCUGCCAAAGAUUUAAAAACAAAAAGAGACAAAAAAAAAAAAAGAGGGGCCAAGAGGAAAGACAUUCUGCAAUUUCUUUUAAAUUCUAAACCACUACUAAACACAAGUGAAAGUCAACCAUUUGUAAAUUGUUUCCCCUCUUUACCCAGCUCCCUCAUUCCACCUUCUCUCUCAGUCAAGAGCCUGAAAAACUAAUACAAUGUGAUGGUUAAGAGGGGAAAGUAAUGGCUGGUACUGCUGACUCAGCUCUUCAAGAGUCUGGAUGUGAAGGAGAAUGGACCUGUGGGAGCAGCAGUGUACUGUCAGCCCUAGUCUGUACAGGGGCUUUAGCCCACGCCCAAGACACCACGCUGCUUUCCUUUUGAGACUGUAGGAAACUAAGGUGAUGAUUGCCAAAAGUGGAUCUCAUUAAAACAACCAGUAAAAGUGUAUCCUAUUUUUUGCACAAGGUGUUUCAUUUUAUUUUUUAUGGGAAACCAAGGGAAAAGCACAUCGCAAUCCAUUCAAGUGUUUAACUGUCGUGGCUCAUUUUAUGUUUGUUAGCACUUGUGUGACAAAGCUCAGAUCCGACCAAUGUGUCACUUAUUCAAAGAACCCAACUAUGCCCUUAGGUAGAAAAAUUUUACUCACAUGUCUACUAGCUAGCAGGCAGAGCAGGGUUGAAAAAAAUAUCAGCUCCCAGAGGGCCCAUAUGCCUACAACGUCAUCAGCUUCCUUGAUGCACCAGAUUUGUCUGCAGAGACCAAAAGAGGAAGAAGAGAAAAAGUGUAUGGGAGCUGAACGUUUACAUGUGUUUUGAGCUAUGCUUAACACACAAAUGGAAAGCCAUCAAUCUUCAAAGGCCUCAAAAAUACUUUUAUAAUAAGUGCAACUCUUUGUUGGGUUACUCAAAAUGGCACAAACACGGUCUCCACAGAGGUGGUAUGCUGUGCUUAUUGGCGCAAGUGGGGGGUGGGGGGAUAAUUUUUCUCACUUGUAAUGACUUCCUAUUGGAAAGGCAUUUGACAGCCAGGGACAGGAGCCGGGGUGGGAGUAGUUUUGUGGGAAAGCAGAACUGAAGUUAGCUUUAGCAUAAAAAGAAAAAUUGUCGUCUUUUAUGUAUGUGUAAUCCAAGAAUAACAAUAGACUCUACAAGACCAGGAGGGCAAGAGUGGACAUUAAAAUUAAAUAACCACUGUGCUCCUUUUGCUGUAGCUAAAAAAGCACCAUGGGUGUCGAGGUGGGGGCCCUCACCAGGCUGGGACCUGGCUGAACAAUUAGGGCCUGGCUUCCCAGCUCUGCACUGGGUUGGUGAUGCCAGCUUGCAGAGGGAUUAGCAUUCGCAGAACACUUUAGGGGUAAAUCCUACUGGAUAAAGCGAACAGUUUCUAAUGUUACUGAAUAAUUAUAGGGAUUAUGGGGCGGGAGGGGGAAUUUUUGUUGCUUUUAUUUUGAUGGUCAGAGCUACAAAGAGCAGUUUUUUCCUUCCCCAUUAGGAAACAUUAUACAUUAGGCCAUUUUUCUUUCUCCCAAAAGAAGAUACAUGGAUAGUCAGACUGUACUAUGAGCAACAGGAAAAGUCAAAAGGGAAACAGAGAAGUUGACAAGGUUACAUUGCUACAGGCUAUACAACAUAUACAGUAGAUUGAAAUUAAGUCUGAAGCCAGUCAGAUCAAGCUCUUAGCCCAGGAAUGAAAGGUGAAAUGCUUUCUGAACACUUGGGUUUGGGAUUCAGGAAGACAGAGAGGAAUGUAGUAGGAGGGGGAACUACAGUUCAGACAAACAUCAUGAUAGUCUGAUAGUAAAGACAGAUUAAGUAAAACAGGUUUUACUGUUUAGCUGCGUUCAGUUAUACAAAAUGUACAUAAAGUGUUAGUCCUCUGAGACCAACAUGAUUUAUGAUCAGUAUAGUGGGAAAUGACAUACUUAUUGUAUACAAACACUUGCAAAAUCUAUAUAUCCCUAUUUUAAAACAAAAUAAGAUGAAACAUGGAGCCUCUGGUCUGAUAUAAAGCCCCUAUUGGAUUCUUUGGAUAUGUAAGAAAUUGCCUGUCCAGCCAGAAGACUGAUGAAAAUCCAUCAGACUUUGUUGUGAGACAGGUGGAUGUUUUUAUUUUAUUAUAUGCAGGUGAGUGUUGAAACUGUUAAAAUUCCAAUUUGUUUUCAUUCAGUAUUAGUUUAGUUCUAAACAUAGCAAAUCCCAUUCAGGUGCUAUCAGAUGACCAGUUACUGCUUAGUUAACUAGGUGUAAAGUUUUACAUAUACAUUAAUGUCAAUAGUUUAUUACAAGUUGUGUAAAAUGGACUCUAGUUUAAUAAUGGGGGGUGGGGGGGAAAAUUAGGUUGCUCCUGAAACUGACUGUAGAGCAUGUAAAAUGAUUUUACUGGAUUUUGUUCAACUGUAAUCAAUGAAAAAGAUGUAUGUUGUAGACAAAGUUGCAGAAUUAAAAAGAAAUCUGCUUUUAAUUUAUUCUUUUUGUAUUAAGAAUUUGUAUAGUACCUUUACAUUUUGCAAAACAGUGUUGUCAACACUUAUUAAAGCAUUUUCAAAAUGAAAAG
Messenger RNA from Talpa occidentalis (Iberian mole), 6675 nucleotides. It is a transcript of the gene FRMD4A, whose product is annotated as FERM domain containing 4A. The transcript has 23 exons. The record is from RefSeq and is a predicted model, not a curated record. Gene Ontology annotation, cellular component: bicellular tight junction; adherens junction; cytoskeleton. Lineage: Eukaryota; Metazoa; Chordata; Mammalia; Eulipotyphla; Talpidae. Gene Ontology annotation, biological process: establishment of epithelial cell polarity. Bases 395 to 3571 code for a protein of 1058 amino acids.